AUGGCUGCAUACUCUGGCAAGAAUCUCUGGACGCCGGAGACUCCCUCUGCUCAAGGAGUUUGGUCCAUCAGAGAUGAUUUACAAGUCCCAUCUUCGCCGUCUUUCCUUGUGUACGCUCAAGGAAAAGGACCACCUCCUAUGGUGCAAGAGCUUUUCCAGAGUAUCAUAAGCCAGCUCUUCCAAUAUGUAAGAUUCUCUUUGCUGAGUUACCUCCACUCCAAGGCGGUUGUACAUCGGGACGUGAAGACAGAGAACAUGUUGUUGGAAACUAACAAGACGCUCAAGAUUUCUGAUUUCGGAGUAGCUACAGUCGAGGCUCAGAACCCUCAAGACAUGACUGGUGAAACUGGAACUCUUGGAUACAUGUCACCCGAGAAAUCCGGAGCAUUGACAACGGCUGAGGGAACCAAGAGCUUGAACUCAAGUUUCAUCUAA
Messenger RNA from Eruca vesicaria subsp. sativa (arugula), 435 nucleotides. Lineage: Eukaryota; Viridiplantae; Streptophyta; Magnoliopsida; Brassicales; Brassicaceae. The record is from the annotation of a GenBank genome assembly.